CGAGCAUACAGCUGCACAGCGGCCGCCUGCAGCAUGCUUGCUCAUUACUCGUAUCACCGCUCUCUCUUCAGUCUUGUAUUGUCUCACAUAGCCGUGUGAUUGACGUCUAGGCUCCGCUACCUCCGACCCCUUUCGCGAUCACGAACGCCCCAUAACAGCUUGUUCACCGAGACAGUCCCUCGACACCCUCCUAUCCGAAAUCGCGCACACGCACCACUUCUAGGCUGCUAGAGCAUCUAUCACGCGGGAAUCGCCCGUUCACAGCAUCCAUGACGUCCGUCUCUGCGAAAAUGGCGUCGAGUGCAGGAGGAGGGCUAUUCAGCCGGGGGCAGUCGGGCAAUGUCCCAGCUAUGCGAGGAUUGGUGUCGUUCAUUGCGGAUCUGAGGAAUGCUCGCGCACGAGAGCUGGAAGAGAAGAGGAUCAACAAGGAGUUAGCCAACAUUCGGCAAAAGUUCAGGGAUGGCGGUCUCAAUGGCUACCAGAAGAAGAAAUACGUCUGCAAGCUUCUAUACAUAUACAUCCUAGGUUGGAACGUCGAUUUCGGACAUCUUGAAGCAGUCAACCUCAUCUCGGCUACAAAAUACUCGGAAAAGCAGAUCGGAUACCUCGCAGUCACCCUGUUCUUACACGAAGAGCACGAGCUAUUACACCUGGUUGUCAACAGUAUUAGGAAAGACUUGCUGGAUCACAAUGAACUCAACAACUGCCUGGCGUUACAUGCCAUUGCGAAUGUCGGCGGCAAAGAACUGGGAGAGUCUCUCAGCCCUGAAGUUCACCGACUCCUCAUAUCACCGGCAUCGAAAGCAUUCGUGAAGAAGAAGGCAGCUUUGACGCUGCUGCGUCUGUAUCGAAAACACCCUGGCAUUGUACAGAAUGAGUGGGCGGAACGAAUAAUAUCGCUGAUGGACGAACCCGACAUGGGCGUUGCGCUAUCUGUCACUUCGUUAGUCACAGCUUUGGUUCAGGACAACAUGGAACAAUACAAAGGAAGCUACGUCAAGGCUGCUAACAGGCUGAAGCGGAUAGUUGUGGAUAACGAAUGCGCGGAAGGCUACUACUACUACAAAGUACCUUGUCCUUGGAUACUGGUGAAGCUUCUCAAGCUACUCCAGUACUACCCACCUCCUGAGGAUUCGCACGUCCGUAAGCUCAUUCGAGAAGCAUUGCAAAAGAUCAUGGACUCAGCCUUGGAAAUGCCAAAGAAUGUACAGCAGAACAAUGCUCAAAAUGCUGUUCUAUUCGAAGCAAUUAAUCUUGUAAUCCAUCUGGACACCGAACAAGACCUCAUGGUGCAAAUCUCUCAGAGGUUAGGCAAAUUCAUCGCAUCCAGGGAGACCAAUGUGCGCUACCUUGGCCUAGAGGCCAUGACACAUCUGGCUGCUCGAUCAGAAACGCUGGAUCCUAUCAAGAAGCACCAAACGAUCAUUAUCGGUUCGCUAAGAGAUAGGGACAUCAGUGUGCGAAGGCAGGGACUGGACCUCCUUUACAGCAUGUGCGAUCCUACCAAUGCCCAAGCAAUCGUAGGCGAGCUGCUGAGGUAUCUUCAAUCUGCAGAUUACGCGAUAAGAGAGGAGAUGGUGCUCAAGAUCGCCAUUUUGACCGAGAAGUACGCUACAGAUGUUCAGUGGUACGUCGAUAUCACACUGCGGUUGAUUGCCAUGGCGGGAGAUCACGUUAGCGACGAAGUGUGGCAACGAGUAAUUCAAAUUGUGACGAACAACGAGGAGUUGCAGGUGUACGCAGCGCAAACCAUCCUGCAGUACGUCAAGUCUGAUUGUCAUGAGACCCUUGUGAAGAUCGGCGGGUAUCUGCUCGGAGAAUUCGGCCAUUUGAUCGCCGACAAUAAGGGCUGCAAUCCGAUCGAGCAGUUUAUGGCAAUGAGUGCAAAGAUGAGAGGCUGUUCAUCGACUACAAGAGCAAUAUUGCUAUCGUGUUACGUCAAGUUCGUUAACUUGUUCCCUGAGAUCAAGCCGCAACUUUUACAAGCAUUCCGCGCCUACAGUCACUCGCUCGACUCCGAGCUCCAGCAGAGAGCAUGCGAGUAUCUCACACUCGCCACGAUGCCAACGGACGAUUUGUUACGAACCGUAUGCGAUGAAAUGCCACCAUAUCCCGAAAGAACAUCAGCAUUGCUAUCACGAUUACAUCAGAAGCAUGCUACGACCAGUGACAAGAGGACAUGGGUAGUCGGAGGUAAAGACGCGAACGCAGAUCUCAAGGAGUUUGGUCUCGGCCGACAAAAUUCGACAGCAGGUUUCAAGCGAAGCUUCACUGAGCCGGUACCGAAAGACGCCAAAGCUGCCGCAGCAAAUGGUACAAAUGGUGCCAACUCUCUUUCAAGCGAUCUUGCGGGACUUGAUCUGAACAUCGAUAUGGGCAGGGCCACGAAGGCUCCAAAUCUCGCAAGCGCUGCCCACCUGAGUCCAGAUUGGGAGACCGGGUAUAAUCGCUUACUGCUUCGCGGAGAGGGUGUGCUUUACGAAGACCAACAAGUACAGAUUGGGCUACGAACCGAGUACCGAGGCCAACUUGGAUGUCUCAUCUUCUACUUCGCAAACAGGUCUUCGUUUCCAAUGGGCUCGUUUACAACAACACUCGACAACAGAUCCGCGGAGAACCUGAAAUCAGACAUCAAGGGCCUGCCUGACACGACCAUCGCACCCCAAGGCCAGACCCAGCAAACAAUCAUGUUCGAAUGUAAAAACGUUUUCACGGAAGCACCAACUAUUCGUAUAUCCUAUCUGGCUGGAGCUCUGCAGGGUCUCACACUCCAACUUCCUGUGCUGCUGCACAAGUACAUGGAAGGUGCCGAGCUGAGCGCAGAAGACUUUUUCAAGCGAUGGAAGCAAAUCGGCGGUGCUCCACGUGAAGCCCAAGCUAUUUUUGGUCUCGUCAGCAAGAACCGGACAAUGAAUACAGAAUUUGUACGGAAGGUAGUGCAGGGUUUCAAGUGGGGUAUUGUCAGUGGAGUCGACCCGAAUGCGAAGAACAUCGUCGGUGCAACGGUGUUGCAUACAAGUGAGGGUGGCAAGUUCGGAUGCUUGAUGAGAUUGGAGCCCAACUUCGAUACUCAGAUGUAUCGCAUUACGAUACGCGCUACCGACGAGGCCGUGCCACCUGUGCUGAUCAAGGCCAUGGAACAGCGACUUUCGCAGGGCAUUGAAGGCAUGGUCUAAUCAUCAAGCUUCUAAAUUCUCAAUACUAUCAUUCUUUUGUACAAUUUUUGGUGUACAAAGAGACGAUUUACAUAGUCUUGUUUGCUUGAAGGAUCUUGGUGGUGCAUUCUCCUGGAGGAUCUUAUUGCGUUCUACUGUAUUUGAGAACGAGAGAAGCGGGAGGUCUGUCGCAUACCCUAAUCAUUUCUAUCUAGCGUUAGCAAAGAAUCUUGGACCGUCUUUAAUAUGACAACUCAUAGCCGCAUUAAUAGGAAUUGUCAUUCCCCUGUUCCCCUUUUGGGGUGUGCAUGU
Messenger RNA from Dothidotthia symphoricarpi CBS 119687, 3467 nucleotides. Its product is annotated as Adaptor protein complex AP-2 alpha subunit. The record is from RefSeq and is a predicted model, not a curated record. The transcript has 8 exons. Gene Ontology annotation, molecular function: clathrin-cargo adaptor activity. Bases 291 to 3176 code for a protein of 961 amino acids. Gene Ontology annotation, biological process: intracellular protein transport; clathrin-dependent endocytosis. Lineage: Eukaryota; Fungi; Ascomycota; Dothideomycetes; Pleosporales; Dothidotthiaceae. Gene Ontology annotation, cellular component: AP-2 adaptor complex; membrane coat.